Molecule: messenger RNA, 1083 nt
Organism: Emiliania huxleyi CCMP1516
Lineage: Eukaryota; Haptophyta; Isochrysidales; Noelaerhabdaceae
Exons: 6
Coding region: 1-1083 (360 amino acids)
Biological process (GO): UDP-N-acetylglucosamine biosynthetic process
Molecular function (GO): UDP-N-acetylglucosamine diphosphorylase activity
Source: RefSeq, a predicted model, not a curated record
AUGACGAGCGAGGCAAACGACGGCGAGACGCGCGCCUUCUUCGCUGAGCGAGACCGCUUCGGGCUGCCGCCCGACCAGCUCCACUUUUUCACGCAGGGCAUGCUGCCCGCCUUCGACGAGCGUGGGCGGAUCCUGCGCUCAUCCGCCUCGCAGCUCGCCCUCUCGCCAAACGGCAACGGCGGCGUCUACCUCUCCCUGCAAGAGGCGGGGCUGCUCGAGGAGAUGAGCCGGCGCGGCGUCACGUCCGUCUUCCAGGCCCCCCAUCCAUACCCCGCCCCAUCUGGUAUUUUUGGCGUCGACAACGUGCUCUGCCAUGUUGCUGACCCGACCUUUGUCGGCUUCUGCUCGCUGCGUGGCGCCGACUGCGGCGUCAAGACCAUCGCCAAGGCGGCGCCCUCAGCGGACCCACACGAGAAGGUUGGCGUGCUGGCCUCGGUGGGCGGCAAGCCCCACGUCGUGGAGUAUUCCGAAAUCUCCACCGAGAUGGCGGAGGCCACUCGCGAGGCGUCCCGACGCAGCACUGCGCUGUCCGGCUCGGGCACGCGGCUGCUCUACGGCGCCGCACACAUCUGCGUCAACUGGUUCAGCCUCCCGUUUCUGCGCGCCUUCGCCGCCGGCGCCUUGGGCGAGGAGGGGAGCGCGUCGCUGCCGCUGCACGUUGCUCGUAAGAAGGUCCCCUGCCUCGACCCAGACAAGGGCGGAGGCAGCGUGCCGCUGCAACCGUCGGAACCAAACGCCAUCAAGCUUGAGCUCUUCAUUUUUGACACUUUCCCGCACGCCGCCAAGCUAGUGGCGCUGCAGGUGCCACGCGAGCACGAGUUUGCGCCAGUGAAGAACGCGCCGGGCGCUGCGAGCGAUAGCCCCGACACGGCGUGCGCCGCUUUCUCUCGCCUGUGCGUUGACCGCUUAGUCGCAGCCGGUGGGACGGUCAAGGCGCCGCGACCAUGCGUCGCCGCCAAUAGCGGCAAUGGGUCUCGCCCUCGCCCGCUGCUGGAAAUCUCGCCCCUCGUGUCCUAUGCGGGCGAGGGUCUGGAAGAGCGGGUCGCGGGCCGCGAGUUUGAGCUGCCGCAGCAUCUGUGCUGA